AUGUUUUCAAACGGCAACAGAGCAAUUGGACAGGAGGAGCUGCGGUUGCUUCGCCUCGAAGCCAACCAACCAAUCUUUCCAGAGGACUUUGCUGAUACUAUCAGUGGGAGCAUGGCCUUGCGCGAGGACGAGAAGAACCUUAUGGCAGCAUACCUUCGAAGGCCAAAGUCGAAGCGCGUCAACUACACACUAAAUCGCAUCGACUCCCCCAUGUACCCCGCCCUUGCAAAGGUUGCGGAACAGGAGUGGAGGCGAGUGACAGAGGACAAGGAUUCUACGCGGCCUAUGAAGAGACCACGAUCGGAGAGAAGCGCAGAAGACGUGAAGGAGGAUUUGGUAAGGGAUGCGGACAUUGAAAUCAUUCGGAGCCAGCGAGAGCUGAGGACAUGCCUUGGUAAUGCAUUUCUGUCUUGCUGUCCAACAUUGCGGCGGCGUGGUUCCGGUCGUCCACAAAAAAUGGUGGCUCAACUCCCCGACUCAUUGAGUGAGAAUACUAUGGUCUUGAACAGCAAAAGGUUCACGCGAGUGGUUCUGUACGCUCCGGGGAAGGGAUCACCCAUGAAGAAUGCAAUCAUUUGUGAAGCAGAUCCCUCUGAUUUGAUAGCGAUGCGUGAGAAGAACGGGAAUGCCUACACGGGAUUCCGAGAAUCAAAAGCGAAGCGCGGCGAUUCUGCGCCAGCGAGGGACGUUAUCGGGUAUGUAACGAUUGGUGGUUUCUCGCUAACUCGCGGGAGCGGCAUUGGCAACGGGGUUGUUUCCGUCAACUCUCUUCGACGACUUGUUGGGAAAGGGGCAGUCAUCCCUAACGGGCGACGGAAGGGCGUGGAGACCGGGGGCAUUAUAGUCCUGUUUCGGAAUGUGAGUUCGCUUCAUUAUCGCCCUGCGUUGAUUAGAGUUGUUCCAUGA
Molecule: messenger RNA, 906 nt
Organism: Chondrus crispus (carragheen)
Lineage: Eukaryota; Rhodophyta; Florideophyceae; Gigartinales; Gigartinaceae
Exons: 1
Coding region: 1-906 (301 amino acids)
Biological process (GO): tRNA 5'-leader removal
Cellular component (GO): nucleolar ribonuclease P complex; ribonuclease MRP complex
Source: RefSeq, a predicted model, not a curated record